This is a messenger RNA of Racocetra persica, 1035 nucleotides long. The record is from the annotation of a GenBank genome assembly. NCBI's taxonomy places the organism in Eukaryota, Fungi, Glomeromycota, Glomeromycetes, Diversisporales, Gigasporaceae.
AUGUUACUGAGGGUCAAAUUACUAAAUUUGAAUAAAAUAGAUGUUGUAUCAAAAAUACGUAGUAAAAGAAAUUAUAAAAUACGUAACGAUAAUGAAAAAUCAAAAGUGGUUUGUUAUAAUAAUACCAUAAGAAUAAAGAAAAAAAAAUGUCAACUUCUUGCUGAUGGUUAUAAUUCUGAUGUGAUUAUUCAAGCAGGAGAUGGAAAAGAUGUUCAAGAAUUUCGUGUACAUUCACUUAUUCUGAGGGUCAUAAAUUUUGAUUCUUUGGAUGGAAUUAUAAUCUUACAAAUCUUAAUUGCCGCUGAUGAAUUAAACUUAGAUCGUCUUCUAAAUCGUGUUAAUGAUUACUUGAUCAGUAAACAUGCCGAAUUCAUAAGAAAAGAUCCUGGCCAAAUACUUCAAAUCACCUUUAAAUAUGAGUCUUGUUCAAAAUUGAGAGAUUAUUGCCUUAAAACAAUUAGUGAAUCUCCGGAAAUACUUUUUAGUUCGCCGGAUUUUCUAUCUUUGGAUAAGUCAAUCUUUCUCCUUCUGCUUGAACGUGACGAAUUAAAAAUGGAAAAUAUAGAUAUCUGGAAAUAUAUGUUAACGUGGGGCGCUUCUCAAAUAUCAAAUACUUUUACUAUAAAUGAUGUAUCACAUGAUAUUUCUCGGUUAAAAGAUUUACUUCAAAAUAUCGAUAUUUUUUCGUUAAAAAAUUUACUUCAAGAUUUAAUUCCAUUAAUUAAAUGGCUCGAAAUUUCAUCUGCUGCAUUUUGGCAAAACGUUGUUCCUUUCAAAGAAUUAUUUCCGGAUGAUCUUUUCUGGGCUAUCAUAGGUUGUCAUCUUGAUCCUACUGAUGAAUCUGUCUUAAAAUCAUUACCUCAAAGAUGUUUACAAAGUCUACCAUUAUUGGAUUCCGUGAUCUUUGAUUCAAAACAUUUUUCGAUCAUCACAAAUUGGAUUAAAAAACAAGAUAUGGAUCAUUUCGAAAAAAAAAACCUUACUUAUUCAUUCUCACGUUUACUUCGUGCUUCUCGAGAUGGUUCUCCUCUUUAG